AAGUUCUGGAAAGGCUGCAUGCUGCGUGCCAUUCCGCUGCGUAGCUAGGUAGGAGGCGACUUUAGGAGGUUCCCUCGUAUGACAGCGUCGACUCGAUCGAGGUUUCUGCUCUUGAAAGUCGGGCGCCUCUCGCUGCUAUCUUCCGGGUUUGCGUCGUUUCCCCCAUAGAGCCGCUCCUCGCUGCCUUAUCAUGAAGAAUUUUCUUCCCGCUUCCGUGUCGUCCUCCAUCAGUGUUAUAACGAAACUAGUUUAGUAACGAAGCUGUUCCCACAUCUCGCGGUCACGGUCACGGAAACUGCGAGAGCAAAUUCGUCAUAUCCUUCGCUUUCUACUACGUGGCACAUGGCACAUCUCGCCUCUCGUUGACGUGCCUAAACACCUCCACCUAUGGCGUGCACACGUAGCAUAUGAAAUUCAUAUGAGGUGGCUUUUGAGUCGACUCAUAAGUCUUCUCCCCUCUCGUUGGGGUGCGUAAACUCUUCCAUAUGGCAUGCACGUAGCAUAUGAAAUCUAUAUGCUACUCCGCUAGGCGGCCUCCUGUUUUCGUUUCCCAUUGAGAUCACGCGGAUUUAGUCUACUGUUCUAGUAGUAAUGAGCCUGUUUUUUAGUCGAGUCAAAAACAGACUCAUUACACACGGAUUAAGUCUACGGUUCUAGUAUAGUAUAUUUCCUUUCGUCGAGCUGCUUUCAUGCCGCUGGUGCACGGUGUGGGGGACGAGGUGCUGUGCGCGUUAAUAGCAGUCUUCGGUAUCCCGCUGUGGCUGCUGCGCUCCUCUCCACACCUAAGGGUGUCUCUUCUCUCACUUUUCCGUUCCGCGCCACCCAACACCACUACUACUGCUUCUAUCAUCAACAGAUAUAGUAGCAUCAACAGCCAGACUCUUAGCGGUGCCACAAUCUCUGCUGGUGUUGCACCUGGCGCUACAGUUACUGCAGGUGCAAACCAGAAUACCCUGCAAGCCUUUGCUGCUGCCGAAUCUCAGCCGCUAAGGAGGAUAGCCGGAGGAGAGGCAGGAGAGGUUGGUUCGCCAGGAGGGGUUGGUUUGGCAAGUGGGGUUGGUUCGGCACACGGAGCUGAUUCGGCAGAAGGGGUUGGAAUGGCAGGUGGAGGUUCGGAUCCGAGUCCUCCGGAGGGCGAGAUGUGCUGUGUGUGCCACGAUGGGUUUGCGCUGCCCACCCAAGCCAACUGCGGCCACUGGUUCUGUGCCGAAUGCAUUCUGCGCGUGUGGCACCAUAGCUCAGCGCUCGUCCCCUGCAAGUGCCCCAUCUGCCGUCGCACCAUCACCCUCCUCCUGCCCUCCCAGUCAGUCCAACCAUCGCGGCCCAUCCAGCCAUUGCUGCCCACACUUGCCAAUUCCAUGGGGAUCCAAGAGCAGCAGCAGCAGCAGCAGCAAGACCAGCAGCAGCAAGAGCAGCAAGAGCAGCAGCAGCAGCAACAGCACAUGCCAGAAUCCCUGAGGUUCAGGGGCAGCAGGGGGGAAGCAGGAGACACCCCCUCGCCAGGAGGAGGAGCAGAGGCACGAGAAGCAAGAGGAGCAGGAGAAGCAAGAGGAGACACGAUUGGGGAAGCAGGGGAAGCAGCAGCACCAGCAGCACCAGCAGCACCAGCAGCACCAGCAGCAGCAUCAACACACACUGCUUCUCCUGAGCAAUCUGAAUCGGAUCGUCCAUCCAAUCUUUCUCCAGAGCAGUCUGAGUCUGACCAGUCCCUCCCUCUCUCCCAAGAGCAAACCCUAGAGCUUCUGAGGGAGGUUGCGAGAUACAACCGGCUCUUUGGAGGGGUGCCUGUGUCGCUGUGGCAGCGCAUUCUGGACAUGCCUCUGCUGCUCUCUCGGCUUGGUCGAGACCUCUCGGACCCUCUGAGGGCGCUUCGUUUGCUGCACAAUGCGCGCAUGGUGUUCUGUGUGUCCAUUGUGUUCGUCUAUGUUCUCUCGCCGUUUGACCUCAUUCCAGAAUUUGCCAUGGGCAUCGUUGGCCUCUUGGACGAUCUGCUACUCCUCCUCUGCCUCGCCUUCUACCUCUCCCUCAUCUACCGCCAAGCUGCACUGGCUGCAGCAUCUGUGCUCCCCACCGCUCCUGCUCUCUCCAUCCCCUUUACAAGGCGAUUCGCUACUCGCGAUGAUGCUAGCACAGUGCGGAGGGAAGGGCAGGAACGGGGGGGGUGGGAGCAGGGCA
Molecule: messenger RNA, 2175 nt
Organism: Closterium sp. NIES-67
Lineage: Eukaryota; Viridiplantae; Streptophyta; Zygnematophyceae; Desmidiales; Closteriaceae
Source: the annotation of a GenBank genome assembly